Molecule: messenger RNA, 1254 nt
Organism: Seminavis robusta
Lineage: Eukaryota; Bacillariophyta; Bacillariophyceae; Naviculales; Naviculaceae
Source: the annotation of a GenBank genome assembly
AUGCUGCGUUCCCUGAAUCAUCAUCACAUUCCUACUACUUCAACUUUUGGUAGCACAAUAACAACAAGACCACAAUUCACAGUCAUGCUGGGCCGUCCUCAACGACGGGGGUUUGCCACUUCUUCUUCUGGUGACAAGACGGAGGAAACCACCUUUACCGACGACAGCACUAUCAGCAAUACUGAUAAUAGCAGCACGGAAGUGGACGCCACGUUGGAACGACUGUUUCAAGAACAAAGCAAUCUCCAAUUGACAGCCGAACAAGUCGCCAAUACCAGUUUGGAAUUUGUCCCCACAUGGUGGUACUUCAGUGACCAAUGCAUCCAAAUGAUUUUCAAAGUACAAGAAUUAUCCGGAGUGGAACUGGGGACUGCCAUUAUGGGGACCACGUUGGCGGUCCGUCUCGUCUUGUUCCCCAUUGUCUUGUCCACCCAAAAAUCGGCUUCCCGCAUGGCCCAUGUCCAACCGGAAUUGGAAGUUCUCAAACGCAACUUUGAGAAGAUUCGGAAUCCCACCGCAGAAGACAAGAUUCAAAUGGGCAAAAAGGUACAAGACCUAUUUCGGAGGUACGACGUCAGUCCCUUUCGAUCCAUGUUAAUGCCCUUCAUUCAAUUCCCAUUCUUUCUCGGAAUGUUCUUUGGACUCAAAAAAAUGCCCGAUUACUUUGCCGCCGAAAUGGCCACGGGAGGCGUCCUCUGGUUCCCCGAUCUCAAUCAGACCAUGUUGCUCGAUUGGACGUUACUGGGAGGAUUCCUUCCCGACCCCAAUGUCACGUGGAUUCUCCCCGGCAUUUGUAUGGGAACCUUUGUGGCGUCCAUCGAAAUGGGCAAAGAUCAAAUGAUGGCAUCCAAUCCUGCCAUGGCCGGGAACAUUAUCAUGUUCUUUCGAUUCAUGAUGGUACCCAUGGUAUACAUUCUAUCCACAUUCCAUGCCGGGGUUCUCUGUUAUUGGACCGUCAACAAUUUGUUUACGCUGAUACAAAUCACCACACUCAAAAUGCCCGCCGUCAAGAAAGCGGCUGGGAUUUGGGAUGCUCCCAAACCGGUGCCAGGCGUUACUAGUCAAUCGCCGGGAUUGAAGGAGGCCAUGGAAUAUGCCCAAAAAUAUGCCAGUGGAGAACCCACCACCGAAGCGGGGAAAAUGGAAUUGCACAAUCAACGCGUCGAACAAAAAAAGAAACAAGCGGUAUUGAGUCGCACCAGUCGUGGUCGGAGUAGUAGUAGUAGCACUCGUAGAGCCAUCAAGAAGCGUUGA